Messenger RNA from Drosophila erecta, 2864 nucleotides. RefSeq names its product aminopeptidase N. The transcript is spliced from 6 exons. Gene Ontology annotation, molecular function: peptide binding; zinc ion binding; metalloaminopeptidase activity. NCBI's taxonomy places the organism in Eukaryota, Metazoa, Arthropoda, Insecta, Diptera, Drosophilidae. Gene Ontology annotation, cellular component: cytoplasm. The record is from RefSeq and is a predicted model, not a curated record. Gene Ontology annotation, biological process: peptide catabolic process; proteolysis. Bases 19 to 2802 code for a protein of 927 amino acids.
ACUCGAGCUUCGAUCGCCAUGAGCAGUUCGAUCUUUAGGGCCUCCUGGCUGCUCUGUCCACUGCUACUCUGCGUCGCGAAUGCCGCUGAUUAUCGGCUGGACGGCAGCGUCGUACCAACGCACUACAACCUGACCAUCGGCGUGUUGCGGAACUCUGCCGAGCCCACCAUUUUCGAUGGCGAAGUGAGCAUUACCUUGCGGGUGGUCGGUGCGUUGGAGGUGCAACAAAUCAUUCUACAUGCUGAUACGCUCGACAUUACGGAAUGCUGGCUUUUGGAUGCGGCUGGUGCACGGGUGGAGGCCAUCGAUAUCAGCCGGCUGAUUUAUGAGGCCGCCACCCAACAGGUGAGGGUUCCGCUGACGCAGGCCGCGCAGCCAGGGCAGGAUUAUACGCUUGGGUUCAAGUACACCGGGCACAUACGAACGGACAUGGCCGGCUUCUUCUCCGCUAGCUAUGUGGCGCGGGAUACCAAUGCAACCAAGUGGCUGGCGCUCACCCAGAUGCAGCGCAUCAACGCUCGUUUGGUACUGCCCUGCUUCGAUGAGCCCGCCAUGAAGGCCCAGUUCCAGCUGCAGGUUGUCCGGCCCGACGGGUAUCAGUCCAUUGCCAACACCAGGCUGAAAGAAACGACAGCCAUCAGCCAAGAUCGCUUUGUCGAUCGCUUUGAGGAGACCCCCGUCAUGUCCACCUAUCUGCUGGCCUUCAUGGUGGCCGAUUAUUCCGCCCGUGGAAAUGAGAGUGAAUUCGCAGUGCUCACUCGUCCGGAGUUUUACAACAACACGGAGUUCAGCUACCAUGUGGGUCAGCAGGUGGUGCCAGCCUACGAGGAGUUGUUCCAGAGUCCCUAUGCAGAGCUGGGCAACGACGUGCUCCAGUAUGCCAGUUCGCCCAGAUUUCCGCACAACGGCAUGGAAAACUGGGGCCUCAUCAUCUACAGCGAUGAAGUCCUGGUUCAGGAACCAGGCUACUCGGAUGAUUGGUCGCAUAAGGAGCACGCCAUACGCAUCAUCGCCCAUGAGACCUCACACAUGUGGUUCGGAGACAGCGUGACCUUCUCCUGGUGGAGCUACUUCUGGCUCAAUGAGGCCUUUGCCCGCUACUACGAGUACUUCAUGGCACAUCAGCUCUAUCCGGAGUAUCACUUGGACGAGCAGUUUGUGGUGCGCCAAAUGCAGCUGAUCUUUGGCGCGGAUGCCCGGAACAGUAGUCAACCCAUGACGAGUCCGGAGUCGGAGAUCCAAACCCCCUCCCAGAUUGCCUACAAGUUCAGCGGGAUCGCCUAUGCCAAGGGCGCCUGCAUUGUGCGGAUGUGGCGAAAUCUCAUGGGAGCCCAGAACUUUGACACGGCCAUCAGGAGUUACCUGCAGCAAUAUCACCUGACCACCACUGUGCCCAAUAACCUAUUUUACCAUCUCUUUGAUCACUGGCCAAAGAACCAUGAUGUGGAUCUGGUGGACUUUUUCAGCGAUUACACGGAGCAGGUUGGCUACCCCGUGUUGACUGUGAAGGCUUUACAGGGUAACAAAGUCGUCACUGUGGAGCAGUCGCGGUUCCUGCUCAACAAAGACGAUGGCAGUAAUGCUACACUGAAGUACACAGUGCCCAUAACUUUCACCACUAAUCUGGAACGCAAUUUCUACAACCUGACGCCAUAUAAAUACCUACACAAGCCCGUUAAUGUACUUUGGCUGAGUUUUGACAGUCAAAUCGACUGGAUUUUGCUUAACCUGAGGCAGUCGAACUACCAACGCGUGUUUUAUGACGCCACCUUAAGGGAAGGCCUCCGCUUGGCCAUCUCUGCAUCGAAUUACAGCGGAAUUCCUGUUGAGAACCGGGCUCAACUUAUUGAUGAUCUCUUCAAUUUCGCGCAAGUACAGUAUGUGGACUAUGCUGAGGUAUUCAAGUUCCUGGAAUACCUGGCCAAGGAAGUGGCGUACGUGCCCUGGUAUGCCGUCUAUGAGAACUUGAACACGGUAGCGAAGCGAUUGACGCCUGAACAGCUGCCCGACUUCCGGAUAUAUCUUUCCGACAUCACAGCAGCUGUCUUUGAAGCACUAGGAGUUGGCUGGAACGCCCAGGAUACGCCGCUGGAUGUGGCCAAUCGCAACAAACUGAUCCAAUGGCUCUGCAGAUACCAGGCCAGCAAUUGCAGGCCAAAGGUCAACGUGCAGUUCGUAACAAGCCAUGAAGUACCGUCGCCGGAUUACCGGGCCACCUUCUACUGCGCAGCCAGCGGCGCCGAUUCCAAUGCCUACAACAUGGUGUGGGCUCAGUACUAUCUGGAGAACCGCGCCAGCGAAAAGAAUAUGCUCUGGGCUGCAAUCGGCUGCACAAGGGACUACAGGAAUCACUACCACAAGAUGAUCAUCUCUAGUCCGGAGAGUAUUGAGCAAAAGAAAAUUGGCAUAGCCCGUAUGUACGAGGAGAAUCCUGACUUGGUUCAGCCGAUUUUUGAAAUGAUAACCGAAAACAUCGUGAUUUUGGCGGAUGACUUCCAGAGUUGGUCGCAUACGGCCGAAGUGAUCCAUGACAUGGCGGAGUACUUCACCACCCGGCAGCAGCAGCAGUUGCUCAAGGAGUUCUACGAUAGCAACCACCAGUUGUUCGGUAAAUCGGAAGCGCUGCUCGCCGAGUCCUUGGUCACCGUGGAAAAUAACCUGAACUGGGCGGAUAGCCAUCUGAAGGGACUGGUCAAAUAUCUGGCGGACAGGAAUGGCAGCUCCUGCCUGGGAGCAGCUUCCUUGGCGCUGGUUCUGCUGCUGGCAGUGGGCAGCCUGGGCUCUGGGUUGGCCUGGCUCUGAUUAGCUAAUAGGUUGUGAGGGAAAUAAAGAGAUUGUCGUGGUCAUGCGCUGCGGGAGAAAUG